AUGGCAGAUUCGUCGCUCCAGAGCUUGAGAGACAACUCUCUGGUGCUCGGGUCGAACAACAAGAUCCUCGUUGCAAACAGAGGAGAGAUUCCAAUCAGAAUCUUCCGUUCUGCCCAUGAAUUGUCGAUGCAGACUGUUGCUAUUUACUCGCAUGAGGACAGGCUUUCCAUGCACAGGUUGAAGGCUGACGAGGCAUAUGUCAUCGGCAAGCGCGGACAGUUUUCGCCAGUUCAGGCCUAUUUGCAAAUCGACGAGAUCAUCAGUAUUGCCAAGGAGCAUGGCGUUAAUAUGAUUCACCCUGGUUACGGCUUUUUGUCCGAAAACUCUGAAUUUGCCCGCAAGGUUGAGGAGGCUGGAAUGAUCUGGAUCGGACCUUCACACACGGUGAUUGAUGCCGUCGGAGACAAGGUCUCUGCAAGAAACCUUGCCAUUGCCAACAACGUUCCUGUUGUUCCCGGAACUCCAGGUCCAAUUGAAACCACUGCUGAGGCCGAGGCUUUCGUGGCAGAGUACGGUUACCCUGUGAUCAUCAAGGCUGCGUUUGGUGGUGGAGGACGUGGUAUGCGUGUUGUUAGAGAGGGUGACGACAUUGCCGAUGCAUUCAACAGAGCCACAUCCGAGGCAAAGACUUCUUUUGGAAAUGGAACUUGUUUCAUUGAGCGUUUCUUGGACAGGCCUAAGCACAUUGAAGUUCAACUUUUGGCCGAUGGUUACGGAAACUGUGUCCAUUUGUUUGAGCGUGACUGUUCGGUUCAAAGAAGACACCAAAAGGUCGUUGAGAUUGCGCCCGCCAAGACGCUUCCUCAGUCUGUUAGAGAUGCCAUUCUUACCGAUGCUGUGAAACUGGCAUCUUCUGCCAACUACAAGAACGCUGGUACUGCUGAGUUUUUGGUUGAUAACCAAAACAGACACUACUUCAUUGAGAUCAACCCCCGUAUUCAGGUUGAACACACAAUCACUGAGGAAAUCACCGGUGUGGACAUUGUAGCUGCUCAGAUCCAGAUUGCUGCUGGUGCCAGUCUGGAGCAACUUGGUUUGCUUCAGGACAAGAUCACUACUCGUGGGUUUGCCAUCCAGUGCCGUAUUACCACCGAGGAUCCUUCUAAGAACUUUCAACCAGAUACUGGAAAGAUCGAAGUUUACAGAUCAUCUGGUGGAAAUGGUGUCAGACUUGAUGGUGGAAACGGUUUCGCGGGAGCGAUCAUCUCUCCACACUACGACUCCAUGCUUGUCAAGUGUUCUACCUCGGGUUCUACUUAUGAGAUUACCCGUCGCAAGAUGAUUCGUGCCUUGGUUGAAUUCAGAAUCAGAGGUGUCAAGACAAACAUCCCCUUUUUGCUGGCUUUGCUGACCCAUCCAACUUUCAUGGCAGGUGACUGUUGGACCACCUUUAUUGACGACACACCUUCCUUGUUUGAGAUGGUCACUUCCCAGAACAGAGCCCAGAAGUUGCUUGCCUAUCUUGCUGAUCUCUGUGUCAACGGUUCUUCCAUCAAAGGCCAGGUCGGUGUGCCCAAAAUCACAAAAGAGGCUGACAUCCCUGUCAUCCACGACAUCAACGGGUGGGAGUGCGACUACUCAGAGCCACCAACCGAAGGAUGGAGGUCUUACCUUUUGGAGGAAGGCCCUGAAGCAUUUGCCAGACAAAUUCGUGCUUUUGACGGAACUCUCAUCAUGGACACUACGUGGAGAGACGCCCACCAGUCUCUGCUGGCCACCAGAGUUAGAACGAUUGAUCUCGCUAACAUUGCCCCAGCCACUGCUCACGCACUGAAGUAUGCCUUUGCCCUUGAGUGCUGGGGUGGUGCGACUUUUGAUGUUUCCAUGAGGUUCUUGCACGAGGACCCAUGGGAUAGACUCCGCAAGCUUCGUAAGCUCGUCCCCAACAUCCCAUUCCAAAUGUUGUUGAGAGGAGCAAACGGUGUUGCUUACUCUUCUUUGCCAGACAACGCAAUUGACCACUUUGUCAAACAGGCGAAAGAUGCUGGUGUCGAUAUUUUCCGUGUGUUCGAUGCUCUCAAUGAUCUUGAGCAGCUCCGCGUUGGUGUCGAGGCUGUUAGAAAGGCUGGUGGUGUCAUUGAAGCCACUGUGUGUUACUCCGGUGACAUGCUCAAGCGGGGAAAGAAGUACAACCUGGCGUACUAUCUCGAGAUGGUUGACAAGAUCGUCGAAAUGGGUACCCACUUUCUUGGAAUCAAGGAUAUGGCUGGUACUUUGAAGCCUUCUGCAGCCACGCUUUUGAUUUCUUCCAUCCGCAAGAAGUACCCUUCGUUGCCAAUCCAUGUGCACACCCAUGACUCUGCCGGAACUGGUGUUUCGUCUAUGGUUGCAUGUGCUAAGGCCGGUGCCGAUGUUGUGGACUGUGCUCUCAACUCCUUGUCCGGAUUGACGUCGCAACCUUCGAUGAGUGCGUUCAUCGCCGCUGUUGAUGGGGAAAUCGAUGUGGCAAUCCAUGAGCGCAAUGCCCGCGAAUUGGACUCGUACUGGGCUGAAAUGAGACUGUUGUACUCGUGUUUCGAGGCAGAUCUCAAGGGUCCAGACCCAGAGGUUUACCAACACGAAAUCCCUGGUGGUCAGCUUACCAACUUGAUCUUCCAGGCGCAACAGGUUGGUCUCGGAGAGAAGUGGCUUGAGACCAAGCGCGCAUACGAGGAGGCCAACAUGUUGUGUGGUGACAUCGUCAAGGUGACCCCAACCUCGAAGGUUGUUGGAGAUCUUGCCCAGUUCAUGGUUUCCAACAAGCUAACCAGCGAGGAUGUUAACAGGCUCGCUUCUGAACUUGACUUCCCAGACUCGGUGUUGGACUUCUUUGAAGGUUUGAUGGGUACUCCGUACGGAGGAUUCCCAGAGCCUUUGAGAACCAACAUCAUCAGUGGAAAGAGAAGAAAGCUCACGAAAAGACCUGGUCUUGAGCUCAAGCCUUUCGACCUUCCUGCUAUCCGUGAGGAGCUUUCUUCGCGUUUCAACAAGAUCACUGAAUGCGAUGUGGCUUCCUACAAUAUGUAUCCUAAGGUGUACGAGGCUUUCCGCAAGAUCAAGGAAAAGUACGGUGACCUGUCGGUUCUGCCUACCCGUUUCUUCCUUGCCGCUCCAAAGCUGAACGAGGAGAUUGCCGUGGAGAUUGAGAAGGGUAAGACCCUUAUCAUCAAGGUGAUGGCCGUUGGUGAUCUGUCUCUCAGCACCGGUACCCGUGAAGUUUACUUCGAGCUUAACGGUGAGAUGCGUAAGGUGACUGUUGAGGACAAGACGGCUGCUAUUGAGACUAUCACCAGACCAAAAGCAGACGCACACAACCCCAACGAGGUUGGAGCCCCAAUGGCCGGUGUCGUCAUCGAAGUCAGGGUCCACCCAGGUACCGAGGUCAAGAAGGGAGACCCAGUGUGUGUUCUUUCCGCCAUGAAGAUGGAGAUGGUGAUUUCUGCCUCUGUUGCCGGUAAGGUGGGCGAAGUGCCUGUUAAGGAAAAUGACAGUGUUGAUGCCGGUGAUUUGAUCUGUAAGAUCGUGAAAUAG
Messenger RNA from Kuraishia capsulata CBS 1993, 3510 nucleotides. RefSeq lists its product as uncharacterized. NCBI's taxonomy places the organism in Eukaryota, Fungi, Ascomycota, Pichiomycetes, Pichiales, Pichiaceae. The record is from RefSeq and is a predicted model, not a curated record. The coding region runs from base 1 to 3510 and encodes 1169 amino acids. The transcript has a single exon. Gene Ontology annotation, biological process: pyruvate metabolic process; gluconeogenesis. Gene Ontology annotation, molecular function: metal ion binding; pyruvate carboxylase activity; ATP binding. Gene Ontology annotation, cellular component: cytoplasm.